GUCCCCUCAGAAGACUGGGGAGGCAGCUACGGUGGCGGCAACCCAGGCGAAACCGGGGGAGAGAUCCCUUGCCGCCGCAUGCGGAGCGGCAGCUACAUCAAGGCCAUGGGUGAUGACGACAGCGCCGACUCAGACACCAGCCCCAAAGCCUCGCCCAAGUCCACCCUGAUCGCUCAGAGGGACGCCUUCCGACGAUCCAUCAGCAUGGAUCAGAGGUACUCGUGUAAGCAGUGCACAGAUUCCUACCCUAACAGCCGGACCACGCCCAAAACCCACACCCGCUCUCGUAGUUACACCCGCUCUCUGACCAGCUCACAGCUGGGAGAAACAUUGAACCGUCAGUUUGAGGCCGUGUGUGAGACCAUGUUCGGGGAGGUGGAGUCCCAGGCCGUGGAGGCCCUGGAUCUACCAGGCGUGUUCCGCACCCGCAGCCACAGCUACGUCCGCGCCAUCCAGGCCGGCUGUUCCCAGGACGACGACUGCCUCUCCGUCUUCUCCAUGUCAGGUCCCCAGGGAAGCAUCAAGGGCGGGGCCGUCUGUCCAUUUUGUAAGUAUCCACCUCCCCCUCCCCCCUGUUCAGAUAGUUCCUAUUUUGCUUCUAACAGCCCACUAUGCCUCUGUCUUCCUUUCUCCCUCUCUUCUGACACUUCAGUCUUUCCUUAUCGUAAAGGUGCUCCUCCCCCACUCCCACCUCGCAUGUCCAAGUCUUCACUCUCGGUGAGGGCCCAGAGCAGCACAGAGUCCACCCAGGACGCCUACUUCCAGAGCAGCGGACAGUUGGCCUCGGUCUCCGGGCGCCCUAAGCAGCACAGCAACUCCGUUGACAUGGGCAGCUCUGACGGACCCUCUGGUCGCUCCUCCAGGGGGGGCUACUACACCGCCACGGGCACUGGACGCUCCAGGCAGCACAGUAACUCGGCAGAGAGCCUAGACGGGGUCAGGGGUUCACGGGAGCUAGUGCCCUAUGGAGGGGGUCCAGGAGUCGGGGUGAGAGCCAAACACAGCAGCUCAGCUGACAGCCUACUGGAAGGGCCACCGAGGCCGGCCAGAGAGAGGGAGAGCAAGGCUGGGGGUAGCCUGGGGAAAUCAGUCUCUCUGCCUCAGAACAGCAUAGUGCUGAGUAAAGCUGUAGGGCAAGAUGAAGGAAGAAGAAAGUGGAGUCCAUCAAUAGCUGUGCAGGUGGACAGCUCGGAGACCCUUUCAGAUUCAGAGGGAGAGGGAAAAGCUCUGACAGAGGUCCACUCUAUAGGGGUCCAGGUGGAAGAUGACAAAAGGAGGGCUCGUUUCAAGCGCUCCAACAGCGUGACGGCAAGCGUGCAGGCCGACCUGGACCCUGAGGGCUUCCCGGGGCUCAGCAUCGCCGUGCCAACGCAGGACAAGAGUCUUCAGUUCGGAUGCUCUUUCCAAAGGCACUCGUCGGAGCCCGAGUCGGCCAGUCAGUACGCAGAGUGCCACCGCACCGUCCACACGCAGGGACAGUGGGCCUACAGAGAGGACUUUAUUCAGAGUGGCUACACCACCGAGGCCUGCCCAGCAGACCCGCGGCCGCACCAGCACCCGCACUUGCCCCCACGUUCCCACUCCCCUCUGCCCAUCACCUCUGAGCGAGCCUGGGCGGGAACACCGUCCCUGGAGGGCCCCCGCAGCCUGCCUGACUCGGGCCGAGCCUCACCCUGCAUGAGGGACGGAGAGUUCUUCUUGCGCCUCCUUCAGACAGAAGUGGAGAGGAUGGAGGGCUGGUGCCAGAACAUGGAGAGAGAGGCGGAGGAGAACGAGCUGCCCGAGGAGAUUCUUGAGCUGAUUCGAAAUGCAGUUGGCAGCGCCCAGAUGCUCAUGUCUCAGAAAGUCCAGCAUUUCUUCCGCCUCUGCCAACAAAGUGUGGACCCAUCAGCCUACCCCCAGCCCACCUCUCAGGACCUGGCAGGCUUCUGGGACCUGCUCCAGCUCAACAUAGAGGACGUCAGGGUCAGGUUUCAGGACCUCAAGAGGCUGAAGGACUCUGGUUGGAGGCUUCCACCUGAAAAGAAGGAGGACAAGAAGCUUCCUCCUCCUUUACCAAAGAAGCCAGCGGGUGGCGUGAGCGGCAGCCUCCGAGCCGAUAGCGCUGGUGAGGUGGGCAGCGGAGGUGGGUCAGGGGGCCUUGUGGUGCCUCGCGUGGGCGGUCACACCCUGCCCAUCAGGGAGAAGUCCCUAGACCUCGGGGAUCGUCAGAGGACGGAAGCGAGGAGGAGGCUGCUGCAGACCAAGAGAACCGCCUCCUUCAGGCAGAACUCGGCCACGGAGAGCGCCGACAGCAUCGAGAUCUACAUCCCCGAAGCCCAGACUCGACUCUGAACACAAGGACUGUGGUGUCUCCCUCUCCACCUCCUCACUCACCUCAGACAGACCUGCACCUCAUUUUGGAUCUGGUGCGGGUCAUCUG
This is a messenger RNA of Paralichthys olivaceus (Japanese flounder), 2422 nucleotides long. Lineage: Eukaryota; Metazoa; Chordata; Actinopteri; Pleuronectiformes; Paralichthyidae. The record is from RefSeq and is a predicted model, not a curated record.